CUAUGUUUUAGCCCAUCUCUGCUCAAUUAUAACGAGAGAGAGAGAGAGAGAGAGAGAGAGAGAGAGAGAGAGAGAGAGAACAAAAGGCACUGAAGAUACAUUUCUUCCUUCUUGUGUCUCUAUAAUUCCAGAGAGAGAGAGAGUGUGUGCGCGCGUCUGUGUGGUGAAGAGAGGGAGCCAUGUUGGGAGUAUUCAGCAGCUCGAUCGUGUCGCCACCGGACGAACUGGUAGCGGCCGGCAGCCGGACUCCGUCGCCGAAGACUAAGGCAGGGGCGCUGGUGAACCGGUUCCUUGAGACUAACCCUUCAGCCGUGUCCCUACAGAUCGGAGACCAUGCUCAGUUGGCCUUCACUCAUCACAACCAGUCCCCUAUACAGCCCAGAUCGUUCGCAGUGAAAGAUGAGAUAUUCUGCUUGUUUGAAGGAGCACUUGACAACUUGGGGAGUCUGAAACAGCAGUAUGGAUUGGGCAAGUCUGCAAAUGAGGUGGUUUUGGUCAUUGAAGCUUACAAGGCACUUCGUGACAGGGCACCUUAUCCACCUAACCAUGUUGUGGGUCACCUUGAAGGCAACUUUGCCUUCGUUGUCUUUGACAAGUCUACCUCCACCUUGUUUGUGGCUACUGAUCAAUUUGGUAAGGUUCCUCUGUAUUGGGGAAUUACUGCUGAUGGGUAUGUAGCUUUUGCUAAUGAUGCUGAUUUGCUCAAAGGUGCUUGUGGCAAGUCGCUGGCUUCUUUCCCUCAAGGAUGUUUUUACUCCACGGCAGUUGGAGAAACAGUUGGAGAACUGAGAAGCUAUGAGAAUCCUAAGAACAAGAUUACUGCUGUUCCGGCUAGAGAGGAAGAAAUUUGGGGUGCAAAAUUCAUGGUGGAAGGGCCAACAGUUAUUGCAGCCACAAAGUAGGAGAAGAUUAUCUCGCGUCUCUGUACCCGCCCCUACCCUAUUAAUGCCUCCAUGGGGGGCAAAAUGGGGUUUAUCUCGCGUCUCUGUACCUCGCCCCUACCCUAUUAAUGCCUCCAUGGGGGCCAAAAUGGGGAAUGAAAGGCAAUGAGUUGGGUCAUGUAAAUAAGUGAAAUGAGAGUUUGUUUGUGGCUGUUGGGGGAAUGGACAAGAGGGAAGAGGUAGGAUUUUCCUGUCUACGUGGUUGUGCCUUCGGUUAGAAUGCAAUGAGUUGGUGGUUUUCCUUCUUGGGUAGCUUGCACUUUGGGCAAGAUCUUUGUGUUGCUUCAGUUAUUGUACAGCUACUAUAUCUUGGUCUAAUAAAGUUGUCUGGAUCACUUUUUAGAA
Messenger RNA from Rhododendron vialii, 1286 nucleotides. RefSeq names its product stem-specific protein TSJT1. The record is from RefSeq and is a predicted model, not a curated record. Bases 180 to 902 code for a protein of 240 amino acids. The transcript is spliced from 5 exons. Lineage: Eukaryota; Viridiplantae; Streptophyta; Magnoliopsida; Ericales; Ericaceae.